AAAACUUAAAAAUUUCGAGUUUACUUUUGCAAUAGAACUGAAUGAUGAAAUGGCACAUUCAAUUUCCCCACUAUUUCCACAAUUAGAAUCUUUUAGUCUAAGAAUUUUUGGUCGAAACAAUUUCCCACAAUUCAUGUUAUCGUGGGCUCAAAUGCAGACACAACUCCGUGAAAUAGUUCUUUCUCUCGGUGAAGGACUUAAAGAUGAAUGCUUUAUUCCAAUUACACAAUAUUGUAAUAAAUUGGAAUCGGUCACUCUUUGGUGGUGCAGUGGUUUCACCGAUUUAGCGUUUCAAUCAUUAGCUUACAACAGAAACAUUGGCUUGAAACGUCUUCAAUUUUAUCAUGUUAAAGAUUUAACGGAUGUUGGUUUUUUGAGAGCUAUUGCUGAUAAUUGUCCAAGAUUGCAAGAACUUCAUUUGAUACAUUGCGAGAGCUUAACGAAAGAUUCUUUG
Messenger RNA from Dentiscutata erythropus, 454 nucleotides. The record is from the annotation of a GenBank genome assembly. NCBI's taxonomy places the organism in Eukaryota, Fungi, Glomeromycota, Glomeromycetes, Diversisporales, Gigasporaceae.